Molecule: messenger RNA, 1208 nt
Organism: Durio zibethinus
Lineage: Eukaryota; Viridiplantae; Streptophyta; Magnoliopsida; Malvales; Malvaceae
Molecular function (GO): actin binding
Source: RefSeq, a predicted model, not a curated record
AAACUUUGAAAUUGAGAAAGAAUCGCCCUUUCAAGGGAGAGGCGGGGAAGAAUCAUAGAGCUGUCAAAGUUCUUGGCGUGUUUCUCUUGUUUUCUUUUCAUCUCUUUUUAGACCCAAGACAAGAUACAUGAACAAUAUAGAUAUAUAGAUCUUCUUUGGUUCAAUGGAGAACAGUACAGCUUCUUCUUCUUCACCUGCAACCCCUCAACAGUCCCAAUGGCUUCACACAACUCUAUUGGAUUUGGACGAGAAGAUGAAGGCCAUGAUGACCCUUCUGGAAGAAGAUGAUAAAUCCUCAUGCCAAAAUGCUCAUGUUUCUCUCAACAGGAAACAAGAACUCGUACAAAUGUUGGGAGAGUUAAACAGAUCUUACUCUUCUUUACUACACAAGUAUGAUCAGUUGAGGUCUAAAUCACAAAAUCCUUCUCAUUCUGGGUCCUCAUCAUUGUCCUCUAACUCUACAGAAAUCCAACAUGCCACCAGUAACAGAAGGGUCUUGGAAGCCUCUGAUGAUCCCAUAUGGGAGGCUUCUAAAUUUGUUCUUGAUGAUCCUGAUCAUUUUCAACAUUAUAGAUCUAACUUUGAAUACCUGAACAAGUUAGCAGAUGAUCAUCUGAUAUUGACAGAACAAUGCAAUAUGUCUUCCAUGAGAAAUCAUGAACAAACUAACGGAGAAUUUUCGGAUGAAGAGGAUGUUGUUUUGAAGAUGAGUGGGUUUCAAAGAUUUAAUCCUGAAGCUGCAGAGUUCCAAAAGGGUGGUUUCGAAAGCGAGAAUAAAUGGUUUCAACUCAAGUUUCAAUUUACAAAGCUUAUGGAGGAUAAUCUGCGUCAGCAAGCAGAACUCUUGAGAAGGAAUGACGAGAAGAGACAAACCAUUAAUGGGCUACGGCUACAACUCCAGCACUUAAAGAGUGAGAACAAGACCCUCCUGCAGAAAUGUCCCCAUUGCUCCAAAAUUGGCGAGAAGUACAACUAUUCUCAGACAUCAAGAUCAACAGGACUAUUUUUGGGCAAGUUCUUCCAAGGACGUUGUUCAUAAUUUUUUUUUUUUUUUAAUUUCCAUCUGUUAGUCUUAAGGACGUCAUGACAGGAGCGAAUACUACUUUAUUUUUAGCAUUGGUACAUUGGUAACUCCAAAGAAUGAUCUAUAAGCUGUCAGCAGAUGCUUGGUUUCUUGUUGUCAUUGAAUGCAACUGUUUAGCUAAAAA